GUUGAAGGAGGAAAUUUCUGCUUGUCUCAGGCCGAAUACAUGAAGCUAUGGUAACAUGCCUAAAUGAGGAUAAUGAAAGCGUUACAGUUGAGUGGAUUGAAAAUGGUGACACUAAAGGAAAAGAGAUUGACUUGGAAAGUAUAUUUUCACUUAACCCGGAUCUUGCUCCUGAAGAUGAUGAUCCCAGCCCAGAGACCCCACCACCUCCAACGCCUUCAGCUAAAGUAAACAAAAUUGUGAAGAAUCGGAGAACUGUAGCUCCUUCUAAAAUUGAAGCUCCUACUAGAGACAACAGAGUGGCUGGUUCUGCGCGUGCGCGGCCUACUCAACUUCCUGAACAGUCUUCCUCUACACAACAGAAUGGUAGUGUUUCAGAUAUAUCUCCAGUUCAAGCUGCAAAAAAGGAAUUUGGACCCCCUUCACGUAGAAAAUCUAAUUGUGUGAAAGAGGUUGAAAAACUGCAAGAAAAACGUGAGAAAAGAAGAUUGCAACAGCAGGAACUAAGAGAGAAACGGGCUCAGGAUGUUGAUGCUACAAACCCAAAUUAUGAAAUUAUGUAUAUGAUUAGAGAUUUCCGGGGAAGCCUGGAUUAUAGACCACUGACAACUGCGGAUCCUAUUGAUGAACACAGGAUAUGUGUUUGUGUUCGAAAGCGACCACUCAAUAAAAAAGAAACUGUAAUGAAAGACCUUGAUGUAAUAACAAUCCCUAGCAAAGAUGUCGUGAUGGUACAUGAACCUAAACAAAAAGUAGAUUUAACAAGGUACUUAGAAAACCAAACUUUCCGCUUUGACUAUGCCUUCGAUGACAGCGCUCCUAAUGAAAUGGUCUACAGGUUUACUGCAAGGCCUUUAGUAGAGACCAUAUUUGAAAGAGGAAUGGCAACGUGUUUUGCUUACGGACAAACAGGCAGUGGGAAAACUCAUACUAUGGGUGGUGACUUUUCAGGAAAGAACCAAGACUGUUCAAAAGGAAUUUAUGCACUAGCAGCUAGAGAUGUCUUUUUAAUGUUGAAGAAACCAAACUAUAAGAAACUAGAACUUCAAGUAUAUGCAACAUUUUUUGAGAUUUAUAGUGGAAAGGUUUUUGACUUAUUGAACAGGAAGACCAAGUUAAGAGUUCUAGAAGAUGGUAAACAGCAAGUCCAGGUGGUGGGAUUACAUGAGCGAGAGGUUAAAUGUGUUGAAGAUGUACUAAAGCUCAUUGAAAUAGGCAACAGUUGCAGAACAUCUGGUCAGACGUCUGCAAAUGCACACUCAUCUCGGAGCCAUGCAGUGUUUCAGAUCAUCCUCAGGAGAAAAGGAAAACUGCAUGGUAAAUUUUCAUUGAUUGACUUGGCUGGCAAUGAACGGGGAGCUGAUACUUCCAGUGCAGACAGGCAAACACGACUGGAAGGUGCCGAAAUUAACAAGAGCCUUUUAGCACUCAAGGUAAAUAAAAUAUCUUUAAUUAUGUUAGAGCUAAUGAAAGCGCUCUAAGCUUUCCUUGUUGAAGUAAAUGUUUACAAUUCUGUAAGCAGUAUUUUCACCUUUGAUUUAGUACAUGUUAUUCACAUUUAAAUGCCCACACAUACGAAGCCAA
This is a messenger RNA of Gekko japonicus, 1581 nucleotides long. RefSeq names its product kinesin-like protein KIF2A. NCBI's taxonomy places the organism in Eukaryota, Metazoa, Chordata, Lepidosauria, Squamata, Gekkonidae. Gene Ontology annotation, molecular function: microtubule motor activity; ATP binding; microtubule binding. Gene Ontology annotation, biological process: microtubule-based movement. The coding region runs from base 48 to 1478 and encodes 476 amino acids. The transcript is spliced from 14 exons. The record is from RefSeq and is a predicted model, not a curated record.